Messenger RNA from Paramacrobiotus metropolitanus, 1593 nucleotides. RefSeq lists its product as uncharacterized. The transcript is spliced from 7 exons. The record is from RefSeq and is a predicted model, not a curated record. Bases 48 to 1484 code for a protein of 478 amino acids. NCBI's taxonomy places the organism in Eukaryota, Metazoa, Tardigrada, Eutardigrada, Parachela, Macrobiotidae.
UAAAAAUUCAUAUACCUCUAAGUAUUUCAGUAUAACUCGUGUGUAACAUGAAUGUUGCCAUUUUGGUGUGGUUCUUAUCUGUCCAACCUUGGAUAUCUUCUGGACAGCCGGCAUCAUGUCAACAACGAUUUCCUUACACCAUUUUACCGGAUCCUGGCGAUAUCCAAGUACCACAACAAAUAGACGGUGUUUGGUAUAAAUACCGUCAACUGAACCAGUUCAGCGGAGCCACGGGAGUGAUUAACGAUCGUGUCAAAUGGACCGUUGUGGCCAGUACAGUGGACACCAUCACCAAUCGGUCCGCGGUGACACUGUGGGGCAACUUUGCUCGCUACAAUAUGCCGGAGAAUAAGACUUGUCAGAACCACUUCUGGACGGGCUACUUAACCGACACCGGUCGGCAUAACGGCGAUGUUGCCACCACGGAGCUGCAUUUCGUUUUGAAGGAGGGCAACGGUCAAAUACUCUACCACGAUUAUGACAAGAUAUUCGUGGAGUACGCCUGUACCGGGCCGAAACCGGAUGGGACCUGCAGCAUCCCGGUGAUUGCGGUGCAGACAAGGGUCAAACCAACCGACUUAUCCCCUGCAGAUAUGGCGAGCUUCGAUGCUGUCCUUAAUAAGCUCUUCGCACCGUAUUGCAUCACGGUGGACAGUAUACCAAAGCAACCCUACACGGAUGACCUACCGUACUGUCCAUUUAUCGACCCGCCUGCAUGCUCGGCAGCUAAUCUGCGAGGUCUUUCUUUUGUUAAAAACGCAGACAGCUCUACGCCUUUGAACUACGGCACUACGACAAAACUUUUGGGUAAUGAAUGCCGAUGGCCCAUCGCCGUUCCAACCGAUGACCUUGUACAAUCGUACGAUCCGACGCAGCUCACGGGUCAGUGGUACGCGUGGUACUUCUUGUCCGUGGAAACCGAUGUGAACACUCUGCAGUACACUUGGAGCAGUAUUGACACCGGUUACCUACCCCUGAGCAACAUCACAGCGAAGUCCAUGUGGAUGGAGUACACUUUCCUAAACAGUUCUGGAUGCCAACACGGGUACUAUGUCGGUGACAUGGGAAUUAACGGACAAUCCGAGGGGCUUCUGGGUCCAAUCUCACAAACCGGCGACCGCGUUAUCCUUAAACUGAACACCAUGUAUUUUGACGGGACCUACGCCGUGCACUAUGGCUGCAUUGUUCCCGACCCGGUGAACAACCGGUGCCAGCUCCCGUUUAUUCUGAUUGGCGCUCGUAACAGUCCACUACAGGUCAACGAAGGAAAUCUUCGCAUUUUUCCGAAGCUUGUUGGUCUCUUUGCCAAGUACAACUGCUUUGUGGUGCCGACGGUGCCCUACUCAAUCCUGCUGGACGGCCCGUCGACGUCCGCCUGCCUGUUUCAAGGAGGCACGGAUUGUGUCAAACUUCAAAUACAGGGUUUGCAAAACACCGCACCUGCCAACAGUACUACGACGCUUCCGCCCGCCAGUUACUCAUAAUUUUUUAAAGCUGGGAUUAAUUAAUUGAAUAAUCAAAAUCAGAAAAAGUUGUGAAUAUAAUUAAAUCAGUGCGCCGGUUACUAGUAAUAGAAGGCUGGCCUUCACUGGA